GCCCUGGAAAGUAGGGAACUACAUUACCCAGAAAGCUCUGCGUUAAACGACAGCCGGUCAGAGCCAAUGAGCACUCGGAAAGAAGGCAUUUCCACGUGUACACGUAACGUCUAAGGCUGAGACUUCCUGGGUCUCUAGUAGCGGUUGUGUAUCGGUGAUGUGGGUGUUUCCCCAGUUUGUGGCCCCUGAGUGCUGGGUGGGACCGCGGUGACUGAACCUAGAAGGUGGAGAGGAAUCGUCCUCGGUGCCCAGAGGCGGCUCUGCAGCCCCGUGACGGCGACCACUGCUCCCGGGCUGUGCUCCCCCAAGUAGUCCGAUGGCAGCGGCUGCGCGGAGGCACCCGACUCAGGGCACUGUGACCUUUGAAGAUGUGGCUGUGAACUUUUCCCAGGAGGAGUGGUGUCUUCUUAGUGAGGCUCAGAGGUGUUUGUACCGUGAUGUGAUGCUAGAGAACCUGGCUCUCAUAUCCUCGCUGGGUUGUUGGUGUGGAUCAAAAGAUGAGGAGGCACCAUGUAAGCAGAGAAUUUCUCUACAAAGAGAGUCUCAGAGCAGGACUCCUAGGACAGUUAUUUCUCCUAAGAAGGCUCACCCCUGUGAAAUGUGUGGCCUCAUCUUGGAGGAUGUUUAUCACUUUGCUGACCACCAGGAAACUCAUCACAAGCAGAAGCUGAACAGGAGUGGAGCAUGUGGAAAAAACUUGGAUGACACUGCAAACCUUCAUCAGCACCAGAAACAGCAUAUUGGAGAGAAAUUCUACAGAAAGAGUGUCAGAGAAACGUCAUUUGUAAAGAAACGUAAGCUCAGGGUGUCACAGGAGCCAUUUGUCUUCCACGAGUUUGGGAAGGACAUUCUGCCCAGUUCAGGAUUGUGCCAAGAAGAAGCCGCUUACCCUGUAGAGAAGACAGACAGUGAAACUACGCAUGGCCCACCCUUUCAGGAGGGAAAAACUAAUUACAAGUGUGGAAAAUGCACAAAAGCCUUCAGCACCAAGCACUCAGUUAUUCCACACCAGAAACUUUUCACUAGAGAUGGAUGUUAUGUGUGCAGUGAUUGUGGAAAAUCCUUUAGCAGAUAUGUCAGCUUCGGUAAUCAUCAGCGAGAUCACACUGGAAAAGGACCUUAUGAUUGCAGAGAGUGUGGGAAAUCUUAUAGUCGAAAGAGCAGCCUUAUUCAACAUCAACAAGUCCACACUGGAAAGACAGCUUAUCCCUGUGAGGAAUGUGGGAAAUCUUUUAGUCAGAAGGGCAGCCUUAUUAGCCAUCAGCGUGUUCACACUGGAGAAGGGCCUUAUGAGUGUAGAGAAUAUGGGAAAUCUUUUGGUCAAAAGGGUAACCUCAUUCAACAUCAGCGACGUCACACUGGAGAGACAGCUUAUCACUGUGGGGAAUGUGGGAAAUCUUUUCAUCAGAAGUUCUGCUUUAUUAACCAUCAGCGUGUUCACACUGGAGAAAGGCCUUACAAGUGUGGAGAAUGUGGGAAAUCUUUUGGUCAAAAGGGCAACCUCGUUCAACAUCAGCGAGGUCACACUGGAGAAAGGCCUUAUGAGUGCAAGGAAUGUGGGAAAUCAUUUAGGUACAGAUCCCACCUCACUGAACACCAGAGACUUCACACUGGGGAAAGACCUUACAGUUGCAGGGAAUGUGGGAAAUUAUUUAACAGGAAGUAUCAUCUUCUUGUUCAUGAGAGAGUUCACACUGGAGAAAGGCCAUAUGCGUGUGAGGUAUGUGGGAAAUUAUUUGGUAAUAAGAACUGCGUGACUAUACAUCAGAGGAUUCACACUGGAGAAAGGCCGUAUGAAUGCAGUGAAUGUGGGAAAUCAUUUCUUUCCAGCUCUGCACUUCAUGUUCAUAAAAGAGUUCAUUCUGGACAAAAGCCUUAUAAGUGCAGUGAAUGUGGAAAAUCCUUUUCUGAAUGUUCCAGUCUCAUUAAACACAGGAGAAUUCACACUGGAGAAAGGCCUUAUGAAUGUACCAAAUGUGGAAAAACAUUUCAGCGAAGCUCUACCCUCCUUCAUCAUCAGAGUUCACACAGGAGAAAGGCCUUAUGAGUGCAGUGAAUAUGGGAAAUCUUUUGCUGAAACAUCCCAUCUCAUUAAACACGGGAGAGCUCAUACUGGAGAAAGGCCUUAUGAGUGCUGUCAAUGUGGGAAACAUCAGAAUGUCUGCUCUCCUUGGUCUUAAAAGACUUUGCGUUGGAACGGAGUCUCAUUCUGUCACCCAGGCUGGAGUGUAGUUGUGCAAUCUUGGCUCACUGCAACUUGGGCCUCCCAGGUUCAAGUGAUUCUCCUACCUCAGCCUCCCAAGGAGCUGAGAUUAUGAGUAUACAACACCAUGCCCGGCCAAAUACUUGGUUUUCAGUACCACAAGAGCUAUGAGCUGGUUGUCCACUUCAUGUGGAAUCAUAAGUGUCCCCAAGUGAGAAUACAUAUAGAUUACCAGGCAGUAAAACAGUUAAGAUGCCACCGUAGCUUUCUUUCUAUUCAACAUCUUUCUAAGGUUACCUUACUACUUCUUUUGUUCCAAGUUUGUAUUUCCUCAGAGUUCUCACGUAUGGAAAGGAUACACACUUUGUAGAAACAAGAACUUUAUGUUAUCCAAGUUCUAGGUUAGCCAUGAGCUCCAAUUACCUCAGAGCUCUGAGUCCUCUACUCAAUACCCGUUGAGAUUUAUGUGUUCUGAGGCUUUUGUCUUCUAGCUACUUAUGUCAUUCUCCAUGGGUAACGUCAUUCAUCCACAUUAACUAAUUUCCUCAAUCCAAGCUCUUUUCUAGAGAUAAUCUCCAGUCCCUGUGCAGACACUGUCAUUGCACUUUCUGCUGAAACGGUAGUUUCUUGCCAGCAAGGUGAGAUUAUGGAAUCCAGAAUUUUUUCUCAGGGGCCACAUGCCCAUUUCCCCACUUGCAUGAAUGUCGACACUGCAGCCACUGUUUUGUCAGUAAAUGUGAAUUUGUCAAGUAAUCACUUUUCCCAGGGAAAUGUCCCAAUCAGAAGAAGAUUAUCUGGGACACCGAUACUGACAGGGAGAUGGGACAUUCUGAGGGACACGGAGGCAGGGUACCACCUCCUCAGCUUCCCUGAGGGCUGCCUAGAAUCUCUCUGUUUCCUCUCACUCUGAAUUAUUCUUCCUCUCAUGGCUGACCAAACACAUGGAACCUCACAAAGUCCAUUGUAAGAGCUUUAUCUUUGUGAAGUGAAGAACAUGAAGACAGUUUCAAUCAAAGUUAUUGAGUGGACACUUAAUGUCUUUAUAACAUUUUUUAGAUAUGUGUUUUUUGGGGAGCAUAAUUUGCAAAUGGAAUCUCUGUUAUUUUACUGAGGUGCUUCAUGGAUACAAGAGUUAAAACUUCCUGUCCCAUUUAGUGAAACAAAAGGUUAAGAAAUGUGGAUAAAGCUUGUAAGUUAGAAAUGGCAAGAUAAUCAGCUAUAUGAAGAAUCUCAGCUGGGUGUUUUGGCUCAGGCCUGUAAUCCUAGCACUUUGGGAGGCUGAGGUGGGUGGCUUACAAGGUCAGGAGUUCAAGACCACCCUGGCCAAUAUGGUGAAACCCUGUCUCCACUAAAAAUACAAAUAUUACCCAAGCAUAGUGGUGGGUGCCUGUAGUCCCAGCUACUUGGGAGGCUGAGGCAGGAGAAUUCGUUAAACCUGGGAGGUGGAGGUUGCAGUGAGCCGAGAUCACACCACUGCACUCCAGCCUGGUGACAGAGCAAGACUCCGUCUCAAAAAAAAAAAAAAAAAAAAAUCAAUCCCUAAAUGUUAGUUUUAUAACAGCAGGUUAUAUGGGCUUAGAUAUUAUCCCUAAAAAAAAAUUUUUUUUUUUUUUGAGACCGUCUCACUCUGUCACCCAGGCUGAAGUGCAAUGGCAUGGUUUUGGCUCAUUGCAACCUCCACCUCCCAGGUUCAAGUGAUUCUCUUGCCUCAGCCUCCCGAGUAGCUGGGCCUAUAGGUUCCCUCCACCACGCCCAGCUAAUUUUUGUAUUUUUAGUAGAGAUGGGCUUUCACUAUGUUAGCCAGGGUGGUCUCAAACUCCUGACCUCAUGAUCUACCCCCCUCAGCCUCCUAAAGUGCUGGGAUUACAGGCAUCUGCCACCGCACUCGGCUUAUACCUAGAAAUCCUAUGAUAGCAUGAUGUGUAGGCACCUAAAAGCAUGGCACUUGAGAAAUGUGAAUAAAAGAUUGUAAGUUACAAAUAGCAAGGUACAAUCAGAUGUUAACAGUCUCAACCCCUAAAUGUCACCUUGUAUUACAGCAUGUUAUAUAAGCACAUAUAGAUAGGCACAUACAUGAAGUAGUGAUACUUCAUUCUCAGUAAUAUUUUUCAUCCUUCUCACUGGAAAGAUCUUUGAUGAUUUUUAAUCAACAUAGGAGUUUCAAUGAUAUCUAGAAGUUUAAAAGGGCUUGUUCAAACAAAUUAUGACCAUACACCCUGAAGAGUGUGUUUCUGUCUCUUGUGGUGUAAAUUUUUAUUUCAUUACACCCAAUUAUGUUCCCACAAAACCUUUAUAAUUGGGAAAUUAAGGAGCCUUCCUCGGAAAUGGAGGUUGCAAUCAGCUGAGAUGGUAUCACUGCACUCUAGCCUGGGCAACAGAGCAAGACCCUGCCUCAAAAAAAACAAAACUUUUUUCUUCAUAAACUACAGUUGAUAUAGGCAAAACUUUCAGUACUAAGCAAUUUUAGUCUCUGCAGGCUCUUGUCUUGAAUUAAUACAACUUUUGUUAAUUCUCUUAUGAAGUUAAAUCUUCCUGCUUGUAUGCAACUUAUAUGUUGAAAUUUUUUUUGUACAAAAGAUUCAUACAUCUUUCCUGUUUGAAAUUAUUUUACCAUGCUUCAUCAAUCUAAUGUUUGUUAUUUUUAUUACACCAGUAACUUCCUCAUUGUGUUGAAUCUGAAAGUGGCAUAGAAAUUGAUAUGUACCUAGAAAUGUUUAGCCAGUCGGUGUGUAUUUGAUGUAGCAGUUUUUUCCUUUGAAUCACAUACUCUAAGAGAAGUAACUUCCUCUUGCUAACCUCUACUUUGCCUAAGUGAUGAAUUAAUCCUCUUUAGAUGAUUAUAGUUAUCUUUUCAACACUUAGCAAGAAAGAAUCUAUAAAGAAGAACUAUAAAUCUGUAAAGAAUUUUCCCAGCCGGGCGCGGUGGCUUUGGUUCAGCGCUUCUCAGCCUUUUGGCUAAGAUCAAGUGUGAGACGCAGUUUCACUCUUAUUGCCCAGGCUGGAGUGCAAUGGUGAAAUCUUGGCUCACCGCAACCUCCACCUCCCAGGUUCCAACGAUUCUCCUGCCUCAGCCUCCAGAGUAGCUGGGAUUACAGGCACCCACCACCACACCUGGCUACUUUUUUAUAUUUUUAGUAGUGACAGGAUUUCACCCUUUUGGUCAGGCUGGACUCGAACUCCUGACCUCAGGUGACGCACAUGCCUUGGCCUCCCAAAGUGCUGGGAUUACAGGCAUGAGCCACUGCACCCAGCCCCCAGCAUCAUUUUCUUCAGAGAACAUUCGAGCAUUCUUCAUGAUGGCUGGGCUUCUUUUUUUUUUUUUUUUUUUUUGAGAUGGAGUUUCACUCUUGUUGCCCAGGCUGGAGUGCAAUGGCACAAUCUUGGCUCACCACAACUUCUGCCUCCCGAGUUCAAGUAAUUCUGCCUCAGCCUCCCGAGUAGCUGGGAUUAUAGGCAUGCACAAUCACACCCGGCUAAUUUUGUAUUUUUAGUAGAGAUGAGGUUUCUCCAUGUUGAUCAAGCUAGUCAGGAACGCCCGACCUCAGGCGAUCUGCCCGCCUUGACCUCCCAAAGUGCUGGGAUUACAGGCGUGGGCCACCAUGCCCAGCGAUUCCUGGGCUUUCAUUGGGUAUUAAGUCUACAAACAGCACCUUCAAUUUAAACUGUCAAUUAAAGUUCUUAAGAUUUAGGAAGUGAUGGAGCUUGGAAAGUUAUGAGAUUACAAAAUCCCUGAAAGUCCAUUAGAAAAACCACAAGAUGGAAAAAAAUAUAAACCAGGCCACAAAGAAGCUUCAGAGGUCCCUGCUGGCCCAGGGACAGAUACCUGGCAGUGUCCAGCAUCAAAGUGAACAUGAUCUGCUUUCAAAGGCAGGGGCUUAAAGCGAGGGUGGUGUGGGACUGGUGGAGGCAAAGUGUUGGGGUGAUCAGACCCAACACCAGGUCACUGGGGCUAUGAAGU
Molecule: messenger RNA, 6161 nt
Organism: Pongo pygmaeus (Bornean orangutan)
Lineage: Eukaryota; Metazoa; Chordata; Mammalia; Primates; Hominidae
Product: zinc finger protein 417
Exons: 3
Coding region: 317-2047 (576 amino acids)
Biological process (GO): regulation of DNA-templated transcription
Molecular function (GO): DNA-binding transcription factor activity, RNA polymerase II-specific; RNA polymerase II cis-regulatory region sequence-specific DNA binding
Source: RefSeq, a predicted model, not a curated record